AUGGAAAUGAAAGUGGUGAAGUCGCAAGACGUUCAAGAAUGUCACGGAUGUGUUUACAAGAAAAAGAAGGGAAGUUUAGGAUAUGCUAAAGAAAAAAGUGGUGUACCCGCUGGAGUGAUUGAACGUAUAACAUCAUGGCCAUUCUACACUCUCCUACUAUUUCUUGACAACGAGGCCGACAGUGGCGAGCGAUUUUGUACCGUCGUUGACAAUAACGUGGAGCAGGAGUAUGAAGAAGACAUAGAUGAAGAGGACAUCAUCGAAAAAAGGCACCUGCAGGUCGACUUCGUUUAUGAAACCACUUGGCGCCUUGGCAGGCCAAAAGAAUAUCAAAAGAACUCAAGGGAUAAUAUCGCUACAAUGUUGAAGACGGCGUGCGAGAUAAUGGACAAAUUUGAGGCGUUGGGGCAGUUAAUAUCGGCAAAGCUUCGCGAGUUAAAAUCACUCGAUGCACAUGCUGUCAUGGAAGCAACUAUGAAAGCCGAGUAA
Messenger RNA from Cylicocyclus nassatus, 489 nucleotides. The record is from the annotation of a GenBank genome assembly. NCBI's taxonomy places the organism in Eukaryota, Metazoa, Nematoda, Chromadorea, Rhabditida, Strongylidae.